CGUUGGUGCCGUGAUGACGUCUGAAGCGGAAGCAGCUGUCAGACCUGUGCUCUCAGAUUGAAGAUGACGAUGAAGAGUGAGUUUACGAGCUGAAAUCUUUACACACAGAGGGUAAAAAGAGAGGAUUUUAAACCGGAGCGGACAUGACGACGGUGUUUGUUACCGUCGGAACUACGCGCUUUGAUGAGCUGAUUGAGAGCGUCACUUCCUCUGAGGUCACGCAGAUACUGAAGGCUCGGGGAUACGGACGUCUGGUUCUUCAGGUCGGAAGAGGGACUUUGGUUCCAGAUGCUGACAGCUGUGCAGACCUCAGCGUGGAGGCUUUUCGCUUCAAAGACUCCAUAGCAGAGGACAUGAGACGGGCUGAUCUUGUCAUCAGCCAUGCAGGUGCAGGAAGUUGUCUGGAGGCUCUCAGUGCCGGUAAACCUCUGCUGGUUGUAGUCAACGACAAACUGAUGGACAACCACCAGCUGGAGAUGGCCCGACAGCUGCACAUGGACCACCACCUGUUGUACUGUACAUGCAGCACUCUGACAGAAACUCUGAAGAACAUGGACCUCUCUGUACUGCAGCCAUUUCCUCCUGGACAGCCAAAGAAUUUUGCAAACUUUCUAGACAAAGCGCUUGGGGUGAAAUGACAUUUUAACUCCACAAAGCUGCUAAUUAUGUUACACAUAAAAGUGCUGAUUCUUUGUUGCGAAUGAACAUGACUUUGUACGCAAUUAAAACAUUGAGUGUUUAUAUUUUAAUCAAAUAUAUAUCGGACAUCA
Molecule: messenger RNA, 770 nt
Organism: Girardinichthys multiradiatus
Lineage: Eukaryota; Metazoa; Chordata; Actinopteri; Cyprinodontiformes; Goodeidae
Exons: 4
Coding region: 144-638 (164 amino acids)
Biological process (GO): dolichol-linked oligosaccharide biosynthetic process
Molecular function (GO): hexosyltransferase activity
Source: RefSeq, a predicted model, not a curated record